Messenger RNA from Protobothrops mucrosquamatus (brown spotted pit viper), 1800 nucleotides. RefSeq names its product phosphoribosyl pyrophosphate amidotransferase (gene PPAT). The record is from RefSeq and is a predicted model, not a curated record. Gene Ontology annotation, biological process: purine nucleobase biosynthetic process; purine nucleotide biosynthetic process. Gene Ontology annotation, molecular function: amidophosphoribosyltransferase activity. NCBI's taxonomy places the organism in Eukaryota, Metazoa, Chordata, Lepidosauria, Squamata, Viperidae. The coding region runs from base 13 to 1545 and encodes 510 amino acids. The transcript is spliced from 11 exons.
GCCUCGUGCGCCAUGGAAUUCGAGGAGUCGGGCAUCGGGGAAGAGUGCGGCGUCUUCGGCUGCAUCUCCGCCGGCUUGUGGCCCACCGAGCUGGACGUGCCCCAUGUGAUCACGUUGGGGUUGGUGGGGUUGCAGCACAGAGGCCAAGAGAGUGCGGGAAUUGUGACAAGUGAUGGAGAAUCGGCCCAUUCUUUUAAAGUGCACAAGGGAAUGGGUCUUGUUAAUCACGUGUUCAGUGAAGAUAGUCUGAAGAAACUCAACGUUUCAAAUCUUGGAAUCGGCCACACAAGAUACUCUACCUCUGGAGUAUCUGUCCUUGAUAACUGUCAGCCGUUUGUGGUAGAAACUUUGCAUGGGAAGAUUGCAGUCGCCCACAAUGGAGAACUCACAAAUGCUAUGCGACUGAGGAGAAAGCUAAUGCGUCAUGGAGUGGGACUGUCUACCAGUUCUGAUAGCGAACUGAUCACUCAACUGUUGGCAUUCACCCCUCCUUUAGAGCAAGAUGACACACCAGACUGGGUGGCAAGGAUUAAAAAUUUGAUGAAUGAAACACCCACUUCAUAUUCCCUUCUGAUGAUGCAUAAAGACAUUAUUUAUGCAGUUCGUGAUCCCUAUGGGAACCGUCCUCUCUGUAUCGGACGCCUUGUUCCAGUAGGUGAUAUCAGCAGGAAAGGAAAAAUUAAUGCUGAAACUGAAGGCUGGGUAGUUUCUUCAGAAUCGUGUAGCUUUUUAUCUAUUGGUGCAGAAUACUAUCGGGAAGUCAUGCCUGGAGAGAUUGUGAAAAUAUCCAAGUAUGAUGUUCAAAGUUUAGAUAUUGUACCAAGACCUCAAGGAGAUCCAUCAGCAUUCUGCAUUUUUGAAUAUGUGUACUUUGCAAGGCCAGAUAGCAUCUUUGAAGGUCAGAUGGUAUAUUCUGUAAGAAGGAGAUGUGGCCAACAGCUUGCCAUUGAGGCGCCCGUUGAAGCAGAUUUGGUUAGCACAGUCCCAGAAUCGGCAACACCAGCAGCCCUUGGCUAUGCGCAGAAGUGUGGCUUGCCGUACGUUGAAGUUCUUUGCAAAAACAGAUAUGUGGGAAGAACUUUCAUUCAGCCAAACAUGAGGUUAAGACAGCUGGGAGUGGCCAAAAAAUUUGGAGUCUUGUCAGACAACUUCAGGGGAAAGCGAGUUGUCCUUAUUGAUGAUUCUAUUGUGCGAGGCAACACUAUUUCCCCUAUAAUUAAACUAUUGAGAGAAUCUGGUGCUAAGGAGGUACACAUCCGUGUGGCUUCACCUCCAAUAAAAUUUCCAUGUUACAUGGGAAUAAACAUUCCCACAAAAGAAGAACUUAUUGCAAACAGGCCUGAAUUUAAAGACCUAGCGGGCUACAUAGGAGCUGACAGCGUUGUUUACCUUUCAGUAGAAGGAUUGGUAUCGUCUGUUCAAGAAAGCAUAAAAGCAAGACAAGAUCUUGAAAAUAACCUAAAAUCGAAAAAGUUCCAAAGCGGGAAAAUUGGCCAUUGUACAGCUUGCCUUGUCGGAAAAUAUCCAGUAGAGCUAGAGUGGUGAAUUUUGUGAAUAUUAUCACCAAAGGCUUAACAUUUGGAACUGAUGAAAUGUGUUGCUGCUAACUAAGCAAGUGAUCAAACCACUCACGUUUGCCUAGACCUUAUUAGGAGAGGGUAAAAAAAGGAGCAAAACAGAAUAAAUGUUAAACAAUUAUGCAAAAGCGCUAUAAUGGGGGCAGUGGGGAGAGGGGAUGCAUGGGUAAAAGAAGCCAAAAUCUCUUGAUUCCAUAGGUGGCCUAAUCUUGCCAAGAAACUU